AUGGCAGAAGUUGGGGAUGACUGCUAUUUCUAUUUUCAUUCAACCUGUAUAAAGGGAUCAAAGUGCCGAUUCCGUCACUGUGAAAAAGCCAUUGGCAGUGACACCGUGUGCUCAUUAUGGAGAGAGGGGAGAUGUUCCCAUCAACUUUGCAAAUUUAGACAUAUGGAAAUACAGCAAAAAUACAACAGCAUUUCAUGUUUCUGGGAGACACAGCCAUUGGGCUGUGUGAGAAUCAGUUGUGUCUUUCAUCACCGGAAACCUCGUAACAUAAAUGGACUUUUUUUGCCACCUAGUAAUGAUUCUACAUUGCAAAGGGAAGUUCAGGAAGGGAUUUUACCUCCUGCCCAAAAUCAAGAUUCCACAAAAGGUCAAGAAAACACAUUAAGACCUAUCCAUCCUCCACUGAUUAUUACCAUCAAUCUUGAGGACGAGGACGAAGAAGAACAGGAGGAGAAAUAUGCAUCUUAUUUAUUGUCUAAGACACCAGAAGACAUAGAAGAAGAAAAGGCAAUAAAGGAAAUGUGUUAUAAAUCUGGAGAAUACUACAGAAUUCAGACUUCUCAGGAAAACCACUUAACAAAAAACAUACCUUUGGUGCUGGAGAACGAGCUCUUGAAAACCAUGGAAACUGGCAGAGAUUUACAAGAAGGUGAUGGCGUUGCAGUUUCAUCAAAGUUUAAUAUUGCAGAAAGGCAAACGGAGAUAACGGCAUCAUUAGAUUGUAGCUCUCGAUCUGAUCUUAGUGCCUUUGAAAAUGGAGGAGGUGAUUGCUAUUUGCCACAAAGAAAUAUAUUUGUUGCAGGGAUACAAAGCAAAGCAUUCAGUGGAGAAAAAGAAUUUGCCAUGCUGAAGUGUUCGAACAUUAAAGCUACAAGUCACUCUGAAAGCAUAAAGAAGCAUCAUUUUAAAGGAGUGAAGAAAAAGAAAUGGAUUUCCGAGGAACCCAAAAACCUUCAUCUCCCGUUGACAGCAAAAGCAAUGCAUACUUCAAACCCUAAAGGUAAAGGGUAUUGCCAACAAAAUGAUCAAAGCAAGAAUGCUGAGAAUGCUUCUUAUGUUCCUUCUCAGAGAGCCAGCGGGAGAAGUAUUUCCUUGAGUUCUCCAGCAGCUGCAAGGUCACCUAAUCUGACCUAUGGUAAAGUUGGUGCAACCAAAGAAUCCAAGAUGAAUUUGGCUGCAGGUCAGCACAUAGUCUCAUAG
Zootoca vivipara (common lizard) is the source of this 1200-nucleotide messenger RNA. The record is from RefSeq and is a predicted model, not a curated record. Lineage: Eukaryota; Metazoa; Chordata; Lepidosauria; Squamata; Lacertidae.